Dermacentor albipictus is the source of this 2116-nucleotide messenger RNA. RefSeq lists its product as uncharacterized. Gene Ontology annotation, biological process: proteolysis. The record is from RefSeq and is a predicted model, not a curated record. Lineage: Eukaryota; Metazoa; Arthropoda; Arachnida; Ixodida; Ixodidae. Gene Ontology annotation, molecular function: metalloendopeptidase activity.
AAGACGAAGAAGUCGAAGGUGGGACACGUGCAGCGCCGCGUGAUGUCGACGGUUGAGGUUCCUGUUCGGCCGGGCUCGGACCGAGGCCGGGGUGACGGCGACCGCCAGCCGGAAGCACCGCAGGUGGCCGUUGUCGCCUCCUGGCACAACCUGGUCCGCCUCGAUCAAGAGCACGAUGACGCUGCGAGAAACGAGCAGGAAACUCAUUAUGUGCAGCCCGGUGAAAGGCUGCUGUACCGGGUGGUGAACCACAGCAUCACGCGGUUGCGGGAUGCUCGCAAGGCGGCCACAUUUCUGGCCAUCCUCUUGGGCGCCGCCAUGUUGAUCAAGUUGAUGACUGUGGCCGACGAGACGGUCGCCGCACGUCGCAGCCUGGUGCGCGGCCAUUACGACCUGCUGUCGACGUUGCACGCAGUGUGCGACAGCCACGCCUGCCAGAAGUACGUCUGGGAGGUGCAGGCGUCGCUGGACACGUCCCGCGAUCCUUGCCGCAGCUUGUACGACUUCGUGUGCGGCCGCUGGCGACGAGGAGCCGCCGUCCCGUCCGUGCGCGAGAUGGUCGAAGCAAGACUGCUCAAGGAGGCACUGAACACCGUCCUCGCCACGAACUCGGUCACGCCUUCGGUCAGACCGGACACCGUCUCCGACAGGGUGACUGGCCUGGUCAGUUCCUGCUUGUGGGCCAAACGCGAUCCGAGCGAACUGCGUGCGUUCCUGACGAAGCGCGGCGUUCUGCAUCAUCAGUGGCGUAGCAGCCCUCACGCGGUGCUCCGUACACUGGUAGACCUGUCUGCAAACUGGGACAUCCACGUGUGGUUCCAAUUGCGCAUUGAUUCUUACGAAAACGAGUCGGCCACGGUUUUCAUUGGCCGGAGCAAGAGCCUGCGAAAAUGGGCAGAUGUUUUCAGAAGGACCGGAAACAACAUGAAAUACAGAGCGGGCGUCGAGGGUGCCUUCAGAGUGCUAGGUCUGCUGGACAAAGAAGUAGCCGCGAACGUGACGCAGAAGGGGUCGAUGGACGCGCUUGUCAGCACUCUCCUCAAGAACGCCGAGAUGAUCCCCGAGAGAGGGCCACUAGACUUGCAGCUCGAGACGAUGGCAGAAACGUUGACGCCAGCAGUUUCUGCUAAGGCGUGGGUCGAUGCGCUCCGUGCUGCCGUGCCUCCAGAAGCGAACAUCUCGGAAAAGUCACUUGUCCGCGUUGAGAGCACGAGGGUCCUCCGCACUUUGAACAGCCUGCUCGAAUUUGGGAGUCGGAGGCCAAAUGAUGUGGCUCAACACAUCGCCUAUCGGACAUUCACGAAGAUUGGCUGGAUGGUCGACGGCAGCAACUCCACCGUCCGUGACAGCCCACUUCGUUUAAUGCCGGCCAGGAUGACGAACCGGUGUCUGCGCGAGGUGGAGCGGAUGACGGGACUCGCUUGGUUCAGCCUGCUUACGGCCCCGCACGUUGAAGGACACUCGACUCGCGAACCACUGGCCUUGAUUCUCCCCGGCAGGGCUUCGCCAACCAUCAUCGGCAGCCCUGCGGACGCGUCGGUGGAGCUGGGCGACCUUCCAGCCCCGCAGCACUCGUUCUUCGCCGAAUGGGUGGCGUUCAAAGAGGCGAGGCGCGAGCUGACAGCUUCGGGACUCUACGACAUCCUCAGAAUAGACGGCGGGCAAGGUGACUUGUGGCAUGAGGAGCGGAACCUGGCGGUGGAGCCACUCGUCUUCUCUUACCCGUUCUUCCACACCCAGCUGCAUCCCGUGCUGAACUACGGGGGAGCGGAAGGCUAAUAGCGCGGGCUCUCGUCGGCCUCGUUUCGCCUAACGCCUCGGCGAAAACGACCGAAGAGCUGGCCGUGUCAAUGGCUCUGCGCGCCCUUCGCGAUGCUCUGGGCGGUCACGUGGACACAUUCAUAAACAGCGCCGCAGUAGACCGACUGUUUUUCAUGGCUUCGUGCUAUGCCGUCUGCGACGCAGAGGAUGUGGCGGGAACGGCACGUCGCAUGUGUGACGCUCCCGUCAUGAAACUGCGGGCGUACCGCACAGCUUUCGGGUGUAACCCUCCGCGAGGGAGAAAAUCGAGGACUGCGCAUAAAAUGUUUAUCGACUUCGGUCGCUAGGCACCUGA